Molecule: messenger RNA, 2524 nt
Organism: Malus domestica (apple)
Lineage: Eukaryota; Viridiplantae; Streptophyta; Magnoliopsida; Rosales; Rosaceae
Product: transcription factor GTE4
Molecular function (GO): protein binding
Source: RefSeq, a predicted model, not a curated record
AACGAUUACGAAAUACGACACACAUUGGGAACGCACUAGCUCGCACUAGCAUCGGUACUACUGCAGAGAGCCACUGUCUAGUUCCAACGUCCGAUAACCUGCCCUGCCUAUGAUCCCCAAUUUCACCAAACCCAAAUAGGAAACCCUAAAAGUAGGAAUCUUUGUCCCAAAUUCCCAGCACAAAUCGAGUUCUAUUUCUGGGUUUUUCAGCAAAUUUAGAAAUUCUGGGUUUUUCAGUAAAAAAAAUUUGGAAACUUAGGGUUUUUUUCAUGUAUUAACUUUUAGGGUUUUCGGGCAAAUUUAGAAAUUCUGGGUUUUUCAGCAAAAAAAAUUUGGAAACUUAGGGUUUUUUUCAUGUAUUAACUUUUAGGGUUUUCUCCCGAAAACCCUAGCUUUUAUUCAAUUCCCAUUAGUGCAGGCCAAUCUUGAAGAAAUCAAAUUUAGGGCUUUUGGGAGCAUUUCCUAUUAUUAUGGUUUCAGGACCAUUGGUGGGCGACGAAGCGAGCAACAAGGCCUAUUCCAGAACGACCCAGAACAAGUCCAAGAAUCCCAACCAUGUCCUCCACCACUCAUCGCCGCCGCCUCAGGACCUGACGCAACUCCGCGGCGCGCUGGCAUCCAACGAUUCGACGAGCCACAAUGGCCUGCUACCGGGCUUUGCCGAACCGGUCGACGGUCCACGUGGGUACGCCAAGUUCGGGAACAUGGUUCGGAUUCGGUUGGGUUCUCAGUCCAAGGACGAUAGGAGACAGAUCAAGGGGAAGCUGACGGGCGAGCUCGAGCAAGUUAGGUGCUUGAUGAAGAAUCUUGAAGCUAAGGAGAUUGAGCUUGGUGAAAGGUAUGGUCAAUCACUUUCGUCUAAUCAUGCAGUAGAUAAUGUUAAACCUACAAUGAGAGCCAAUUUGGAGGCGGGUUCUGUAGGACUCCGUGAUUCUGGGAAGUAUCGGGGUUUGAGUGUUUCGGUUGCGGAGAAUAAGAAUGGGGUUGGUCAGUUUGUGGAGAAGGAGAAUGUGAAGAAGAGGCCAAAGACAAACCAACGUUCGGAGUUUCUGAUUGGGAAGGAAAAGUUACCGCCUUCAGAGAGUAGCAAGAAGUUGAAACCCACUCAAGGGGGGAGAGAUGGGGGUGGGGGAGAGCCCUGGUUCAGGUCAGGUAAGAACCGGAGCAAAAUGUUUCAGAAUUGUAGUGCUUUGCUUGAAAAGUUGAUGAAGCAUAAGUUUGGCUGGGUGUUUAAUAAGCCUGUGGAUGUGAAGAUGCUUGGUCUUCAUGAUUACAAUACGAUUGUUAAGAAACCAAUGGAUUUGGGCACGGUGAGGACGAGGCUGAACGAGAAUUGGUAUAAGACGCCAGCGGAAUUUGCAGAGGAUGUGAGACUUACAUUUAACAAUGCAAUGUUGUAUAACCCGAAAGAGCAGGAUGCUCAUCUUAUGGCGGACCAGUUGUUGAAGUUGUUUGAAGUGAAAUGGACGGAUGUAGAGGCUGAGUAUAAUCUCAAUCUGAGAAAUGAAUUGGGUAAUAAUUCAAAUUUCACAACACCUGUUUCAAGAAAAGAUGAAGCUCCCGCUCCACCCCCUCCUCUGGCAUCGAAUAUGAGGACUCUGGAUAGAGCAGAAUCUAUUACAAAGCCUGUUGACCGCAAGUUGAAACCUGUGAGUUCUGGUCAUCCAGGUAGGGUAUCAGUUCCAAAGAAACCAAAAGCCAGGGACCCCGACAAAAGGGAUAUGAGUUAUGAGGAGAAGCAGAGGCUCAGUGCAGACCUCAUGACUUUGCCUUCUGAGAAACUGGAUAACGUUGUGAAGAUUAUUAGGAAAAGGAACCCAGGGCCUUUUCAGCAAGAGGAUGAGAUUGAAGUGGACAUUGGUAGUGUUGAUCCUGAAACGCUUUGGGAACUGGAUAGGUUUGUGACUAAUUACAAAAAAAGUUUGAGCAAAGUUAACAGAAACGUGGAGCUUGGUUCUCAAUCAAUAGCAGAGCCCUGCGAUACCAUCCAGGAGAUGACUGUAGCACCAGCCACUACAAUGGCGGCAAAAGAAGCCAACGCAGUGGAAAACAACAGUAAUGCAUUUUCCCCAGUUCGAAUAGAAGAGCAAGGUGAUAAUGUGAGUGGAUCAAGUAGUUCUAGCAGUGAAUCUGAAUCCUCUUCAAGUGAUUCUGACAAUGAAAGUUCCUGCGGUGUUGAAUCAGAUUCAAAUCAUUGACCUAGGACUUGAAUUGAUUUAGUUGAGAUCUUUUGAGAAGUUUUUGUUCGGCCCGGGAUAUAGUUGGUGUAGAUCAAAGCGUCCAAAGCGGGUCAUCUUAACUGCUGCUCCUGAUCAGAGUUCGUCAGAGGUGUAUAUCAACGUAGGAAAGUUAAUUAAUUAGUAGUUGUCGCAUAUGGAAGAAUAUGAAAAUAGUAGAACGAACUAUUCUGAAGGCAGGAAAAAGUUUGUAUAAAAAAUAUUUACAAAUGCAAACUGCAAGCUACUUGCUUAUCAUUUCCUCUUAAAAAGUGAUAUGUUAGAAGUUGUUUUUAUGGUUGGGCUUC